AUGUGUAGCUUCCGAGGUAGAGGAAUGACUGUGAUGGACUUCGCCGAGAGUGGGACGUGCCGAUGUGUGGGGGGGGGGGGGGGGGGGGGGUUGGGGUGGUGGUUGGGGGGGGGUGGGGUGGGGGGUGGGGGGGGUGGGUGGUUGGGUUGGGGUGGGUGGGGGGGGGGUGGGUGGUGGGGGUGGGUGUGGGGGGGGGUUUGGGGGGGGGGGGGGGUUUGGUGGGGGGGGGUGGGGGGGGGGGGGGGGGGUGGGGGGGUUGGGUGGGAUAGCGGAUGA
Messenger RNA from Knipowitschia caucasica, 276 nucleotides. Lineage: Eukaryota; Metazoa; Chordata; Actinopteri; Gobiiformes; Gobiidae. The record is from the annotation of a GenBank genome assembly.